Messenger RNA from Lates calcarifer (barramundi perch), 2270 nucleotides. Its product is annotated as E3 ubiquitin-protein ligase TRIM39. The record is from RefSeq and is a predicted model, not a curated record. NCBI's taxonomy places the organism in Eukaryota, Metazoa, Chordata, Actinopteri, Centropomidae. Gene Ontology annotation, molecular function: protein binding; zinc ion binding.
AAGGUGAAGUCACAGAGCGGGGCAGGGAACUUGUCAGUCAGGAAGUUCCCCUGAGUGCAUGUGCAAGACGAGUGUACAUAUGGCUGCUGCUAUUUGUCUGCUGACUGAAGAUCAGUUUUUGUGUCCCAUCUGUCUGGAUGUGUUCACUGAUCCAGUUACCACACCAUGUGGACACAACUUCUGCAAAAACUGCAUCAAUCAGCACUGGGAAAAUGAUGUCCAGCACAAGUGUCCCAUGUGUAAGAAGAUUUUCUACACAAGACCUGAGCUGCAAGUCAAUAUUUUCAUCUCUGAGAUGGCUGCUCAGUUCAGACAAUCAGCUAAAAAGAAAGACAACAGCAGAUCAGAGCAACAGUGUGCCAGAACAGAAGUUCCCUGUGACAUCUGUGCUGAAACCAAACUCAAGGCUGUAAAGUCCUGUCUGGUGUGCCUGGCUUCCUACUGUGAGACGCACCUAGAGCCUCAUCUGACAGCAAUGGCCCUAAAACGUCAUCAGCUGAUCGACCCCGUUAAGAACCUGGAAGCCCGGAUCUGUAAGAAACACAAUAAACCUCUGGAGCUGUUCUGCAAGAACGACCAGAUGUGUGUCUGCAUUCUCUGUGCAGUUUUAGACCAUAAGCCACACACUGUUGUUCCUCUGAAAGACGAAUGUGAAGGAAAGAAGGCAGAGCUGGGGGAGAAAGAGGCUAACAUUGAGGAGAUGAUUCAGAUGAGACAAAAGAAGAUUCAGGAUAUCAAACAUUCAGUGGAGCUGAGCGAUGAAGACGCACACAGAGAGAAAGCAGCUGGUCUUCAGGUCUACAACAUUUUGAGGCAGCUUCUGGAAAGAGGCCUGAGUGAGAUCACUGAGUCAGUUGAGGAGAAGCAGAGAAAAACCCAAGAACAGGCCAAAGGUUUCAUCACAGAGCUGGAACAGGAGCUCUUUGCGCUGAUGAAGAGAAGUGAUGAACUGAAGCAGCUCUCGCACUCUGAAGAUGACCUAGACUUCCUCCAAACCUUUCCACUCCUGACUACGUUGUUACCCACCAAGGACUGGACAAAUGUCAGCAUACCUCUACCAAUAUAUGAAGGGAGUGUCAGGAAAGCUAUGGAGACUGGUUUUGAACAAUUGGAGAAGACUGAGGCCCUCAGGAAAGAGAAACGUAAGUUGUCUGAGGCUGAACUGAGGAAGGUUCAGCAGUAUGCCGUGAAUGUGACUCUCAAUCCUGACACAGCAAAUCGUUACCUUGUCCUGUCUAAUGAUGAAAAACAAGUUAGGUGUGUGGAUUUACGGAACCAUCUCCCAGACAAUACAGAGAGAUUUUCUUAUUGGGGUAAUGUCUUAGGAAGGCAUGGUUACUCUUCGGGGAGAUUUUAUUAUGAGGUUCAGGUGACAGGGAAGACUGAGUGGUAUUUAGGUGUGGCCAGAAAGUCAGUGGACAGGAAGGCAAGCAGCCCAAUGAGUCCUCAGAAUGGUUACUGGAAGGUGCAUUUGAAGGAUAAUGAGUACAAGGCUUCUGAUGACCCUCCAGUCUCUCUCUCUCUUAAGUCAAAGCCAAAGAAGGUGGGGGUGUUUGUGGAUUACGAGGAGGGUCUGGUUUCCUUUUAUGACACCGAUGCCAUUGAUCUUAUCUACUCCUUCACUGGCUGCUCCUUCACUGAGAGACUCUACCCAUUCUUAAAUCCCUGCAUUUAUGAUGGUGGUAAAAACUCUGCUCCCCUGAUCAUUACUUCUGUUACGUCCACCAAGUAGAGCAGUAUUCAUCAGGCUCAGUGGCAAUGUGCAAGGAUUAAAUCCAGAAACAACUGGUUUGUCUAUUGUCUGAGUUGUAAAUGUUUUUUCAUCUUUUUUUAAUUUAUUUUUUUUUUAUCAAUAAUAGAUCAAUAAGUCUUAAAUAAUUUUUGUGCAGAACUCAUUUACCAUGACAUUACCAGACUGUAUGUGUUACUAAAACGUUCUGGGAUUAUUAUAUUCUCUAUGGGGAAUUAUUUUUUAAAUUAUUAUCACAAAAUGGUGAUUGACAGCUAUUGACAGUAAAAUGUGUUUCUUUUUUAAGGAAAUAUGAAGUUUUCAGGGAAGAUAAUGUCACAGUCCUCAUCUGCUAGUUUAUCCUUCACCUCCAGUACCUUUCUUCAAGAGGUGAAAAGACUUUUUGUCUUCUUAGCAGAUCAUAUUUACAGAGAUCAUAUUUUUGUUUUAUGCUUGAGCUAUCUGCCUUCAAACUUGGCAUCACUCAGGAAAAAUUGUUGCCAUAAAUUUUACUCAUUGCAAUAAAAUGGAAAUAGAGUCA